Messenger RNA from Purpureocillium takamizusanense, 1361 nucleotides. RefSeq lists its product as uncharacterized. Gene Ontology annotation, biological process: rRNA processing. The transcript is spliced from 2 exons. Gene Ontology annotation, molecular function: snoRNA binding. Lineage: Eukaryota; Fungi; Ascomycota; Sordariomycetes; Hypocreales; Ophiocordycipitaceae. The coding region runs from base 285 to 1268 and encodes 327 amino acids. The record is from RefSeq and is a predicted model, not a curated record.
CACCACCAUUCACACGAGACUCAUAGCCUGCGGUACUUGCACGGGGAUUGAAUUCAUCUCUUGCCGUCGACCUUGUUGUUGAGAUUCUCCUCGUCUCAAUGGUAGAGACUUGCUGAACCGCCAGCCCAGAACAAAACCCAUCUCGCGGCGCACCACCUGUCUCGGUGCCCAUUCAUCAUCACGCCUCUACUCGGUUCUUCGUUCUCUCACGUUCACACGCUCUCACUCUCCAAAGGAACCUGGAUUCUUGAAGUCUCCACUUCAUCCCAUUUCGCCUCGUCGUCAUGGUCGUCCAGACGCGCAAGCGAAAGGCCGCCCAGGAGCAGGCCGCCGCCGCCGCCGGCAGCAGCACCAGCAACAGCACCAGCAACGCCACGGCCAGCAAAAAGCAGAAGCUGCCCGUACGGUCAAAGGAAGGGGAAGCAGUAGAAGAAGUAGCAGGCAAUGGCGCGAAGCGACCCGUCAAGGCAGCUGGAAAGGCGGCAAAGGCCAAAAAGAGCAACAUCGUCACGUUUGACGACGACGGCAACGCAGAUGGCGAGCUGGUAGUCCCCUCCGCGGCGAAGGCCCAGGAGGAGGAGAGGAAAAUGAAAGCACAGGAAAAGAAGGAGGAAGAGGAGGAGGAGGACAGCGAUGAAGAUGCCGCUCCCGAGGCAGUGUCUACGGUAAAGGCAGCGUCCGAGAGUAAGAAGUCGGCACAGGCGGCGCAAAAGGCAGCGCGCGAGCAAGCAGCAGCCGAGAGAAAGAAGCGUCAGGAGCGCGACGCCCUCCUGAAGAAGCAGGCCGAGGAGCGCAAGCAAGCCGAAAAGGAGGCCAAAGCUGCCGCCGCCGCCGCCGCCGCGCCUCCGCAAGACGGAGGCGAUGGCCCUGACUCCAUGUCCGACUCCGGCAAGCCGGCCGCCGUCAAGGCAGCGGCCGGGGCCAGGAGACGAGGCGAGAAGAUGGCGAUCCCGGACGUGCUCCCCGACGAGUUCCUGACGGAGUCAUCCGACGACGGCGAUGACGGCGACGAAGACGGCAGCAGCAGCAGCAGGCACAGGAAGCCGGCGGCGAGAAACGUCGCGGCCGUAGAGAGGCGGCUUGCGCGGCAGGAUAGGGGCCCGAGGGACGAGCAGCUUGGGUCGACCGUCUUCCGCGUGAGCAGGGCCGAGGACGCGCGCAUGGCGCCCAAGGCCAAGGCCUACUCCAAGAGCACCAAGGAAUUGCUGCUCAAGAGGAACAGGACGCCGGUGAAGCCCCGGGGUGGGUUUCUCACCGCCAAGAAGUGAAGGCGACGGUCCUGAUUGUUUGCUUGCUUGCCUGGCUGGCUGUCUGGCUGUUUGUUUGUUUGUUUGUUUGUUUGUUUGUUUGUUACGCCAGGG